CCACAUCGACACAAAGCAUGCAACUUAGCAAUGCAUAUUCCCCCUAGUCAGUCUGAGUAACACGCGGCGUAGAAUGCAGGAAAACACUCUCCAGGCUCUCUAGGUGGGCACCUGCCUGUCCUAUAAAAGGCCUGAGGCAACUUUCUCUACUUUUGAGAUCUUGUGUUUCUAUUGCUCGAUCUAGACCGAAUACUCCAUGUACAAGCCAACCUCUCGCUGCACGACAAAUUCAAUGAUGACCUCCUAUUACUCAAGCGCCUGGCCAGUUUCAAACGGUUACUUACCCACAAGUGGAGCGCCCUACGGCAUGGCUUCACAAUAUCCUUACGAGUCUAUGGCCACUUCGUCACAGGGAUUCUCAUACGCCUCUAUCUCUUCGCGACAAGGAUCGGAGAGUUCAGAGGGGCUAUCUGGCAGCGGUCCGGAAGCCCAACCAUUUGCACCAUCACUGCAAAGCCCGUUUCAGACUAUGUCGAAUACGACUAGUGCUACGCCCGAACGAAUAGACGAGCAGCACGCUUGUUCGGUUGACGGAACAGUGACCGAGAAGCGUCGAGAGCGAAAUCGCCAGUCUCAACGAGCAUUCAGAGAAAGAAAAGAGGCCAAGAUUCGGGAACUCGAAGUCAAAGUCAAAGACUUGACGAAGAAAUCCGAAGACUUGGAGUCUGCGAAUUCUGUGCUCAAGACUGAGUGCAAUCGACUACGCGCGCUUGUCGGGCUGCUCAUGGGUGGGGACGACCGUGCAACAAGAGAAGAGCCCGAUGACGAGCAGGUUAAGAGAGCCACUCGGUUGAAAAGGCUACUGGAUCUGCUAGAAGGCGUGGAGUAAGGGCUUUAAGCGUCUGAAGCCCAGUCAUUUCCGGAGGGAUCUUUGCUUCCUGCACAAGCAUUACAGGCAUGCAUUGUCAGCACGGAGCUGCAGCGGCCACCCCGCCCUAAUUCUCCACACUGGUGGCAACAUUGAGAUGCCUGCCCGGGUCUGUCAGCUUGA
This is a messenger RNA of Mytilinidion resinicola, 991 nucleotides long. RefSeq lists its product as uncharacterized. Gene Ontology annotation, molecular function: transcription cis-regulatory region binding; DNA-binding transcription activator activity, RNA polymerase II-specific. Lineage: Eukaryota; Fungi; Ascomycota; Dothideomycetes; Mytilinidiales; Mytilinidiaceae. The record is from RefSeq and is a predicted model, not a curated record. The transcript has 5 exons. Bases 197 to 829 code for a protein of 210 amino acids. Gene Ontology annotation, cellular component: RNA polymerase II transcription regulator complex.